UGACAGUAACAGGAGAAAGAUGAAAACAAACCAAUCCACCCAAAUCUCCUCUUUCCAAAGUCUUUGUCCCCACCAUGGUGGCCAUGGCGGCCACGACCAGCGAGAAGGAGUCGCCCAAGGUGGUGGCCUUAACAGAGGAGGUGCACUCCCUUCGAGGCAAACUGCGAGAUGCUCAAAUGCUUCAAGCAGAGCUGCAAGAGCAGCUAGUUCCAGUGGAGCGAUUGAAGGCGCAGAUCCGCAAGGAGAAGCAGAUGCGUGCGCAAGCCGAACAGCAGAUCGAGACCAUGGAGGGAGAGGCCAAGAAGCUGAACGAUCAAAUCGCAAAGCUCGUGAAGGACUUGGUGGCCCAGAAGGGAGAGACCAUGAAGUUUGAAGAUCGCUGUUUGGACCUGGAGAAGUUGUGCGCUCAGCUUGGGCAAUCUGAGCGCGGAGCACAGGCCUCGCUCUUCCGAGCGCACGAGCGGGAACAACUCUCGAGGGCAGAUGCUUUCACCAGUGGCAUUGCCAAGAAUCGGGCAGAGGAAGAGAGGGAUGAUGCCAAUGCGCGAGCACAUAGCAAGGAGCAGCAACUGCGUGCUUUGAAGGCCGAAUGGACAGUGCUGAGCAAUCACGAUGCAAAGAUCCAAGAAGAACUGGUGGAAAAGAGAGUUAUGGUGAACGCUCUCCAAAAGGAGAAGGCCUUGCUUCAAAAAGCUCACCGGGAACUGGAGGUCCAAUGUGAGGCGAAACAUGAGGCUCUACAGCAAUCAAAGGCAGAGGUGCAAGCUUUGCGUGAGCGAAGCGAGAUGCUGGAAGCUGAAAGGCUGAAUCUUGAGAAGUUGAAGGAGUGGGUAGAGGCCCGCCACAUCCCUGAAGAUCCUCCCCAGACAUCACUCGAGCUGUCCAAAGCUUUGGUGCCAAUACCGCCUCCGCAACCUGCCGACCGAGCCAUGAAUGCGCGGCUCUUCCGAAGUGCGAUGGACGAUCAAGAGCUCCCUGCUUUUCCCAACUAUCUUCGUCGUGAAAUGAGCUGCCUGAAGUCCCGGCGUGACUAUCCCCGCUGUGCCCAUGCGCGGCAGAUGCGGGGACGGAUCUUGGAUGCUUCACAUGGGCCGCUCUUCGCGGCUUGAAGCUUGGUCUUCAACCAGUCAACUAGGAACUUGUCAGCAAAACCAGAGGCUUUGGUUGUUGUUAUAAUAUGUUAUAAGAUGUUAUAAGUAUAUACCCGGAUCAUCAAGACCUCUUGCAACUAGAAACGCUGG
Molecule: messenger RNA, 1241 nt
Organism: Durusdinium trenchii
Lineage: Eukaryota; Dinophyceae; Suessiales; Symbiodiniaceae
Source: the annotation of a GenBank genome assembly